AUGUUAUAAAAAGACUGGUAAGUACUCAAGCAAUGUAUUGUACAGAAACGCCAAAACCUGACUGUGAAGAAUGGGUGGCUUAUCGCAAAAAGCAAGAGGACGAGUUCAGACGUAAACAGAGCAUUAUACCGAAGCCAAACAUUCAAGAAACCGUGAAACUUAUGGCGAAUAACAGCGUUAUAUGCUUUGAGAAAGUUGUCAGAGAAUCUACUAUGUUUUUCAAAAAAAUUCCAGGCUUUAAUAAUCUAGAUAUGGAGGACAAAAUAGCUUUAAUUAAAGAAUCUCGACAAGAAACGCAGAUACCUAGUUUGAUACGAAGCUACCAUACAGAGAUGAAAAUCGCCUCUCCUGUGCCAGGCUAUAAUUUUAUUGUGGAGGAUGUGAUGCAUUUGAUGCCGGAUAAAGCAGAAGAUAUGUUUGAAUGUGUAAGGGUGCACGCGCAACGAGACAUAUGGCGAACUGUCACUGACGAAGAAGAGGCACUAUUUAAAGCCAUUGUUUUUACUGAUGCUGAUCGCUGUCCGACUUUAAAGAACAGGGAUAAAGUCAUAAGAUUACACCGUCAUAUGAUUGCCUGUCUUGAACACUUUCUUGAAACGACGUUCAAGGAUGAUGCCCCGGCAAGAAAAAGAGAAAUAGACUAUAUGCUUCUGAGUUGCAGAUAUUUUAGUGUAAGCUUCCAUAAUUAUAUGAAGGAAAAACUUCUGCAAAUCCCUGGGCAUGCGCAGAAUCAGACUCUUAAUGAAGUGAUGUUGUAGGUAGAAGGCAUGAAUUCUCAUCAGCAACUACUUGUUCGCAACUUUCACUUUAUGAAAACAUUUUAUAUCACGCAAAUCUUUUUAAACUUGUUAAAACUUGUAUAUUUGCACUGUAAAAUCAUCGCGACAGUUACUAGACAUUAGCAAACGCUUGAUUUUCUAAUCACGCAUGUUUUAUUUAAUAUUAUAAUAUUGAUUAUAUUAAUCAAUGAGAGUGUAGCGUAUGUAUAUAUGUAUGUCCAAGGUUUAUUUUUUUUGUGUGAUCGUUUAUUAUAUAGAGUCAAUGUAGUUUUAUUUAAUGUGAUGAAUCUCUCGUGAUAAUAAACUUAGUGUUUGAAAUUAUUUUUUGUCCAAAAGGAUUGCAAUAUUUCAAAUGAAUCGUGACACAUUUACUUUGGUAAAUCUGCAAACCGUUAAUCAUCCUAGUAAAUUGACUGUUUAAUAAAAAUAAUUUAAAACACUAAGCCGGUUAAAAUUUAUUAGUACGUAUUUACAAAAAUAAUUUGGUCGCGCGGCUGCGCCGCGCCUGACCAAUUUAUUUUUGUAAAUACGUAUAAUAAACUUUAACCUAUACAUAGUGCAAGAUUUUUCUGAAGAUUCUUUUAUUUUAUCUAAGACUAGACAAAGCUAGUCAAAAUGCGUAUAUGCCUUUAAAAUAUACGGAUUUCCCGUUUUAUCGAUGUA
This is a messenger RNA of Ruditapes philippinarum (Manila clam), 1442 nucleotides long. RefSeq lists its product as uncharacterized. Lineage: Eukaryota; Metazoa; Mollusca; Bivalvia; Venerida; Veneridae. The record is from RefSeq and is a predicted model, not a curated record. The coding region runs from base 33 to 758 and encodes 241 amino acids. The transcript is spliced from 4 exons.